UUAUUGCCAAAUUAGGUAGGGGGGCUUAUCUUGCCAAGUCUGAUAUCAAAUCAGCCUUUAGGUUGCUACCAAUUAAUAGCACGGAUUUCGAUUUAUUAGGUUUUUGCUUUAACGAUGCCUUCUAUUAUGACAAGAUGCUUCCAUUUGGGUGCAAGAUAAGUUGUGCAAUCUGGGACAGAUUUGCAUACUUUCUGCAUUGGUUGACACAGAAUCGUUCACAAAAUUCCUCUAUUCUGCAUUAUCUGGAUGACUUCUUUUUCUGCGGCAGAGAGCAUUCCAUAAGCAAAAAUACCUUGGACACCUUUCUUUCCCUGUGCAGUGAUCUGGGGGUCCCAAUUGCAAAUGACAAAACAGUAUAUCCAACCCAAGUUCUUACUUUCUUGGGCAUCGAAUUUGAUACGGUGCAAAUGAUCAUGAAAUUACCAUGGGAAAAAAUUCAUGAAAUUAAACACAAAAUUCUUGACAUUAUGACUUUUAGAAAGGUAACACUUCAGCAACUUCAGUCCAUAUUGGGGCUUUUGAAUUUUGCAUGUAGAGUCAUAGCUCCAGGUAGGGCUUUCUGUCGACGACUAACCGAUGCAACAAUCGGCCUUGGCAAACCACAUCACCAUACCCGGGUAACAUUAGAAAUGAAAGCUGACCUCCAAGUCUGGCUCACCUUCCUUCAAUCUUUUAAUGGUAUAUCAGUCAUUACAAAGAGCAUAUGGGUCAAUAACGACACUCUCGAACUUUACACUGACAGUGCAGGGGGAGACUCGGGGGGUUUUGGUAUAUUUUUUGCAGGCAAGUGGGCAUAUGCUCAGUGGCCCAGUACUUGGUUGGCACAAGGCCUAACCCGAGACAUGACCUUUUUAGAGCUCUUCCCAGUCCAAGUAGCUAUUGAAGUAUGGAAGCAUCAAUUUGCCAACUACAGAAUCUUGUUUUACAUUGACAAUAUGGCAGUGGUACAUGUUAUCAACAAAACAACAUCAAGGUCACCUAGGGUCAUGAAAAUUGUAAGAAAACUGGUUCUAACAUGUCUCAAGCAUAACAUCUUAAUUAAAGCAAGACACAUACCAUCUAAGCUAAAUUCUAUCGCGGAUUGUCUCUCUCGUUCACAGUGGGGCAAAUUCCGACGACUAGCACCAACAGCAGAUCCAUGGCCAGCACCACUUCCCAAGAACAUUUGGGAAAUUUAAAAAGUGAGGCAAACAGGCUUAUCCAGGGUUCCCUCUCAGUCAACACAUACAAAGCUUAUCAAGGGGCUUUUACCAGUUUCAAAAAAUUCUUGAGUAACUGUGGGAUUGCAAUGGUUUUUCCUAUUCCCAUUGACCACUUGCUUAAUUUUAUUGCUCAUUUGUCCAUUUCAGGUACAGCUUAUAGAACAGCUGCAUUAUACAUUAGUGCCCUAUCAUAUUUUCACAAAUUAAGAGGCAUACAGGAUAAUACUCAAUCAUUCAUCGUCAAAAAAGCCUUGCAGGGUCUGCACAAAAAGCGAGGUAACCCUGUAGAUCCACGAAUCCCAUUAACCAUAUCUAUUUUGCAACGUGUAGUAUCAGCAUUGCCAUCAGUCUGUGGAUCACCAUAUGAGGCAGCAUUAUUUUCCACAAUUUUUUCAAUUGCAUAUCACGGCUUGCUUAGGGUUAGUGAAGUCUUGUCUAUCCAUAGGGCACACAUUUCCCUUACUAAGAACAAUGUCAGCAUUCUAAUUCCAAGGUCUAAAACUGACCAAAUUGGAAAUACAACUACGUUGCAGAUUUCCAAACAUGCCAAUUCUGAUACUUGUCCAGUGCAAUGGGUACUCAAGUUUUUACGGUUGCGCCCUAACAGUGACUCCACCUUAUUUUUCAUCCAUAUGGAUUACAAACAUGUAACAAGAUACCAGUUUAAUUGCAUGCUACAGAAAACACUUAAAUUUAAUGACAUUCAGGGACAUUUUAGGCCACAUAGCUUCAGAAUUGGGAGAGCCACAGAUAUGGCAAAACAAGGGAUUUCAGAUUCAGAAAUUAAAUCUUUGGGAAGGUGGGAGUCAAAUGCUUUUCAAAACUACAUAAGAUUAUAAUGUAAUGGUUUGUUGAAUGGAAUACAGGCUAAUUUGCCAAAAGUAUUCCAGGUUUCAAGACAGUUUGGAUAGUAGGAUCGUCUAUACCUUUUUGGGCUGGUGAAGAGGCACGGAGGAGACCGAGCGGAAAGAACCUCAAUCUAGGGGUUGACAUCUUUUGGAAGGGGAUAAGAGGGCUAAAAUGGCAAGACCUCGACAAACUGAUAACAGAAGAACUCAAACAUCAACCACAACCAGAUGUAUUGGUUAUUCAUGCUGGGUCAAACGAUCUAACAACAGCUGGCAAUACUGCACUUAGAUUUGCACAUGAAAUUCAAUGUAGCU
Ostrea edulis (European flat oyster) is the source of this 2365-nucleotide messenger RNA. RefSeq lists its product as uncharacterized. NCBI's taxonomy places the organism in Eukaryota, Metazoa, Mollusca, Bivalvia, Ostreida, Ostreidae. Gene Ontology annotation, molecular function: DNA binding. Gene Ontology annotation, biological process: DNA recombination; DNA integration. The transcript has a single exon. The record is from RefSeq and is a predicted model, not a curated record. The coding region runs from base 1139 to 2041 and encodes 300 amino acids.